Molecule: messenger RNA, 7055 nt
Organism: Manis pentadactyla (Chinese pangolin)
Lineage: Eukaryota; Metazoa; Chordata; Mammalia; Pholidota; Manidae
Gene: KIF13B
Product: kinesin family member 13B
Exons: 40
Coding region: 83-5818 (1911 amino acids)
Biological process (GO): microtubule-based movement; regulation of protein localization
Cellular component (GO): adherens junction
Molecular function (GO): ATP binding; microtubule motor activity; microtubule binding
Source: RefSeq, a predicted model, not a curated record
UCCCUCCCGCCCGGUCAGCCCCGAAGAGUUGCCCGGUGGCCGUGGCAGACGGAAGCCGAGCGAGAACCUUGGCGGCAGCGGGAUGGGAGACUCCAAAGUGAAAGUGGCCGUCCGGAUCCGGCCCAUGAACCGCAGAGAAAUUGACUUGCAUACCAAAUGUGUGGUGGAUGUAGAUGCAAACAAGGUUAUUCUCAAUCCUGUAAAUACUAAUCUUUCCAAAGGAGAUGUCCGAAGCCAGCCAAAGGUGUUUGCAUAUGACCAUUGUUUCUGGUCUAUGGAUGAAUCUGUCAGAGAAAAGUAUGCAGGUCAAGAUGAUGUUUUCAAGUGCCUUGGGGAGAAUAUCCUUCAGAAUGCUUUUGAUGGCUACAAUGCAUGUAUCUUUGCCUAUGGACAGACAGGAUCUGGAAAAUCAUAUACCAUGAUGGGUACUGCUGACCAACCUGGAUUAAUCCCAAGACUUUGCAGUGGACUCUUUGAACGAGCUCAGAAAGAGGAAAAUGAAGAGCAGAGUUUUAAAGUAGAAGUGUCCUAUAUGGAAAUUUAUAAUGAGAAAGUUAGAGACCUUCUUGAUCCCAAAGGAAGCCGUCAAACAUUAAAAGUCAGAGAGCACAAUGUGUUGGGACCCUAUGUGGAUGGACUUUCUAAACUGGCUGUCACAAGCUACAAGGAUAUUGAGUCUUUGAUGUCUGAGGGUAACAAGUCUCGUACAGUUGCUGCCACCAACAUGAAUGAGGAGAGUAGCCGAUCUCAUGCGGUCUUCAAAAUCACCCUCACGCAUACUUUAUAUGACGUGAAGUCUGGGACAUCUGGAGAGAAAGUGGGCAAACUGAGCCUGGUGGAUUUAGCGGGCAGUGAGCGAGCAACAAAAACUGGAGCUGCAGGGGACAGGUUGAAGGAGGGGAGCAACAUCAACAAGUCCCUCACAACCCUCGGUCUGGUUAUCUCAGCCCUAGCAGAUCAGAGUGCUGGCAAAAACAAGAAUAAAUUUGUUCCAUAUCGUGACUCAGUUCUCACUUGGCUGCUCAAAGACAGUCUUGGGGGUAACAGCAAGACGGCCAUGGUCGCUACUGUGAGUCCAGCAGCUGAUAACUACGAUGAAACCCUUUCAACUCUGCGGUAUGCAGACCGUGCCAAGAACAUUGUGAACCACGCUGUGGUGAAUGAGGAUCCUAAUGCACGAAUUAUCCGGGAUCUCCGGGAAGAAGUAGAAAAGCUCCGAGAGCAGUUAACCAAGGCAGAGGCAAUGAAAUCUCCAGAGCUAAAAGAUCGCCUGGAAGAAUCAGAGAAGCUAAUCCAGGAAAUGACUGUGACCUGGGAAGAGAAAUUAAGGAAAACGGAGGAAAUUGCACAGGAACGACAGAAGCAGCUUGAGAGCCUGGGGAUAUCACUUCAAUCUUCUGGAAUUAAAGUUGGGGAUGAUAAAUGUUUCCUUGUUAAUCUGAAUGCUGAUCCUGCUCUGAAUGAACUUCUGGUUUACUAUUUAAAGGAACAUACAUUGAUAGGUUCAGCAGAUUCCCAAGAUAUCCAACUCUGUGGAAUGGGAAUUCUUCCUGAACAUUGUAUUAUAGACAUCACAUCAGAAGGCCAGGUCAUGCUGACUCCUCAGAAGAACACCAGAACAUUUGUAAAUGGCUCUUCUGUGUCCAGUCCUGUCCAGCUGCACCAUGGGGACAGGAUAUUGUGGGGAAACAACCACUUCUUCAGACUGAGUUUGCCUAAAAAGAAAAAGAAAGCAGAUCGAGAGGAUGAGGAACAAGACAGGUGCAUGAAGAACGAUACCAGUUCUGAGCAGCUGGAUGUAGAUGGAGACUCGUCCAGUGAAGUUUCCAGUGAAAUCAACUUCAACUACGAAUACGCACAGAUGGAGGUUACUAUGAAGGCUCUGGGCAAUAAUGAUCCAAUGCAGUCCAUAUUGAACAGCCUUGAGCAACAGCAUGAAGAAGAAAAACGAUCUGCACUAGAGCGCCAGAGGCUUAUGUAUGAACAUGAAUUGGAGCAACUCCGAAGAAGACUGUCUCCGGAGAAGCAGAACUGUCGGAGCGCAGACAGGUUUUCUUUCCACUCGCCCAGUGCUCAGCAGCGGUUGCGGCAGUGGGCGGAAGAGAGAGAAGCAACGCUGAAUAACAGUCUGAUGAGGCUGAGGGAACAAAUUGUCAAAGCCAACCUGUUGGUGAGAGAGGCUAGUUACAUUGCAGAAGAACUGGACAAAAGAACAGAAUAUAAAGUGACCCUGCAGAUUCCAGCCUCCAGCCUCGAUGCCAACAGGAAGCGAGGCUCUCUUCUCAGCGAACCAGCAAUUCAGGUGAGAAGAAAAGGAAAAGGAAAGCAGAUUUGGUCUUUGGAAAAGCUGGACAACAGGUUGCUGGAUAUGAGAGACCUUUAUCAGGAGUGGAAAGAGUGUGAAGAAGAUACUCCAGUAAUACGGUCCUACUUCAAGCGUGCUGAUCCAUUUUACGACGAGCAGGAAAAUCAUAGUCUCAUUGGGGUGGCUAAUGUCUUCCUCGAGUCCCUCUUCUAUGAUGUGAAGUUACAGUACGCCGUUCCAAUCGUCAACCAGAAAGGAGAGGUGGCGGGCCGGCUGCAUGUGGAGGUGAUGCGGAUCAGUGGUGACUUUGGGGAAAGGAUCGCCGGAGGUGACGAUGCUGCAGACAGCAGCUUCGACAAGGAGACCCCAGAGAACAAACUUGUGUGCAUGGUUAAAAUACUCCAAGCCACUGGAUUGCCACAGCAUCUGUCACACUUUGUAUUCUGCAAAUACAGCUUCUGGGAUCAACAAGAGCCUGUGAUUGUUGCACCUGAAGUGGACACCUCAUCCUCCCCUGUCAGCAAGGAACCUCAGUGCAUGGUUGUCUUUGAUCAUAGCAAUGAAUUUUCUGUUACCAUCACUGAGGACUUUAUUGAGCAUCUUUCAGAAGGGGCACUGGCAAUUGAGGUGUAUGGCCAUAAGAUGAACGAUCCUCGGAAAAACCCAGCCCUGUGGGAUUUGGGGAUUAUCCAAGCAAAAACACGCAGUCUUCGGGACAGAUGGAGUGAAGUCACCAGGAAAGUGGAAUUCUGGGUUCAAAUCUUGGAACAAAAUGAAAAUGGUGAAUACUGCCCUGUAGAAGUCAUUUCUGCAAAAGACGUGCCAACAGGAGGCAUCUUCCAACUCCGGCAGGGGCAGUCCCGGCGAGUUCAGGUGGAAGUGAAGUCUGUGCAGGAAUCUGGGACUUUACCACUGAUGGAAGAAAGUAUAUUGUCUGUUGGCAUUGGAUGUGUGAAAGUUAGAGCACUCCGAUCUCCCAAGACUCAUGAGACCUUCCAUGAGGACGAGGAGGACAUGGACAGCUACCAGGAUCGGGAUUUAGAAAGACUGCGUAGAAAAUGGCUGAAUGCAUUAACAAAACGUCAAGAGUACUUAGAUCAACAGUUGCAAAAACUUGUCAGUAAACCUGAUAAAACAGAGGAUGAUGCUGACCGAGAAGCCCAACUUCUAGAGAUGAGGUUGACUCUAACAGAGGAAAGAAAUGCGGUCAUGGUUCCCUCUGCCGGCAGUGGGAUUCCAGGGGCCCCAGCAGAAUGGACCCCAGUUCCUGGGAUGGAAACACACAUUCCUGUUAUUUUCCUCGACUUAAAUGCCGAUGACUUCAGCUCUCAGGAUAAUCUCGAUGACCCAGAAGCUGGUGGAUGGGAUGCCACUCUCAUCGGGGAAGAAGAGGAUGAGUUCUUUGAACUGCAGGUUGUGAAACAGCAUGAUGGAGAGGUGAAAGCAGAAGCCUCAUGGGACUCCGCCGUGCACAGCUGUCCUCAGCUCAGCAGAGGCACGCCUGCGGAUGAACGGGUGUUCCUGAUCGUGCGGGUGACGGUUCAGCUCAGCCAUCCGGCUGACAUGCAGCUGGUGUUACGCAAACGAAUCUGUGUCCAUGUUCAUGGCCGGCAGGGUUUUGCACAGAGUCUCCUGAGAAAGAUGUCACAUCGAAGUUCUAUUCCUGGCUGUGGAGUGACUUUUGAAAUUGUCUCCAACAUUCCGGAGGAUGCUCAGGGAGUAGAGGAAAGAGAAACAUUAGCAAGAAUGGCAGCUAAUGUUGAAAACACGGCGACUGCUGACUCAGAGGCUUACAUUGAAAAAUACCUCCGAAGUGUGCUGGCCGUGGAGAACCUUCUCACUUUAGAUCGUCUUCGCCAGGAAGUCACAGUGAAGGAACAGCUGACAGGAAAAGGGAAGCUGAGCAGGAGGAGCAUUAGUUCUCCCAGUGUGAACCGGUUGUCUGGCAGCCGACAGGAUCUUAUUCCAUCCUACAGUCUAGGCAGAAACAAGUUUUCAGAGAUCCAGGGAGAGGGCCGGUGGGAAAGUCAGCAGGAUGUAUCGCAAACCGCAGUUGCCAGUGGGAUACCUCCAGUUGCCCCUUCUUUCUCUGACUGUCCCCCAAAUAACCAUUCUCCUGAUCCAGGACUUAGUAGCCUAGCAGCCUCCUACUUGAAUCCAGUAAAAUCCUUUGUGCCACAGAUGCCAAAGCUCCUGAAGUCUCUCUUCCCCAUCCGCGAUGAGAGGAGAGGCCGACAGCCGUCCCCGUCUCCCGUAGCACAUCAGGCGCACCGCGAGCGCGCGGGGCUCGGCGCGGCCCCCGUCGUGGCCGUGCAGGUGGCCCCUGCGGUGAGGACGCCCGACCGGCCGGCCGCGGAAGCGCAGGACGGGCCACCCAGCCCGCUGAGCGAGGCGUCCAGCGGCUACUUCUCCCACAGCGUCUCCAGCGCCACGCUGUCCGACGCCCUCGGCCCCAGCCCGGACGGGCAGAGCCCCGGCUCGCCGCCGCCCGCCCCACGCCAGGCCUCCCCGGACCCCGAGCUGCCGUCCCCGCGCCCCGCGCCCGGCGCCCGCAGGGAGCGUGCGGCCCCGCAGAGCGCCGACGGCGCGGCCGUGUCCGCGGAGCAGCCGCGCGCGGGGGCCCCCCCUGCGCAUCCUGCCGCCCCCGCGCCCGGGCAGGAGCCCCCCAGCCCGCCGCGCGGAGCCGAGGCCGCGCUUGUGCUCCCCGAGGGCCCAGUACCCGACGGCUGCAGAGCGCGGGCGCCCCCCGAGCCGCUGCCCGCGCCCGCGGCCCCCGCCUCCCCGUUCCGGAUCCAGAAGGUGCGGACCUCGGAGCUGCAGUCGUUCACGCGCAUGCUGGCGGCAGACCCCGGCUGCCCCUCGGCUCGGGAGGACCCACCCGCCUCCGGGGCACAGGCCCUGGGCAAGCCGGAGGCUUCCUCGGACUCUGAAGAGGCCGCCGAAGUCCCCGAGUGGCUCAAAGAGGGCGAGUAUGUGACCGUGGGCACCAACAAAACGGGCGUGGUGAGGUACAUCGGGCCCACCGACUUCCAGGAGGGCACGUGGAUUGGCGUGGAGCUAGACCUACCCUCAGAAGGCCGUCGGGGCCGGGAGGCCAGGAGUGCACCUGUCUUUGAGCUUUGUCUCUGCAAACAGUAUUUGGAGCUGAAAGGGACCUUCUCACGGGAAGAGGCAAAAACCAAGGGAAGAUCAGGGACUCUCGGGUCACAGAAGCCCAGCUUCUGGCCCCCAGCCGUGCCUCUUUCUCUUGUGCCUGAGCAGCACCCAGCAGCCAGCCACCUGCCGGCCUCUGCUCAGCGCCCCGCGGCCGGCCCCCCACCAGCCUGGGCCCCGCCCUGGUGGCCCGGAGCGUCUCCAGGCUGUGGGAAUGGGACGCAUGCUCGGGCCGGGUCUGCUGCCCAGCAGCCCACAGACAGGGCUCCGAGUGGGCAGCGCUCCCUGGCAGUGCCUCAGCGUCCCGUCCCUGCUGCCCAGCACCCCUGGCCUGGGAGGUGGUGUCUUUCUGUUUCUUGAGGCCCAGUGGCCAUGCAGCAGGACGCCCGGAGCUGGCAGUGUGGCCUCGGAGGGGGCGUCGCCUUCCCGUGGGGGCGGCGGCCUGCUGGGAGCCCCAGGCCCUCGGGGGCCUGCCCUGCCCAGGGCUGGCCUUGGCUUCCUUGCUGUCGCCACUGGCACCCGGGGACCACCUGCCGGGCGUGCGCCCCGACUUGCCUGCUGUCGGUUCUGUGCCCUGCUUCUCUACGCGACCUUCCCAGCCCAGAGGCGCCCCUUUCAAUCUGCUUUCCGUUAGUCACUUUGGUCCGCUGAUGGGGGUUCCAGCGGGGCCCCUUUCUCCGAGGAAGGAGCCGCAGGUGCCCGGCCCCGCGGGCAGAGGUGCAGCCCCUGCUCCCCAGAGAGAAGGCCAGAGUCGGGGGGUGGCUGGACGUCCAGCUACUUAGGGGAGCACUUGCUGGGCUCCUCUGCCCUGCGGGGACGGCAGCCACCCCCGGAGGUCCGCGGGUACCCGGGAGGCAGGCCGAGGGGAGCUGCGGCCCAGCGGGGUGACUGGUGGGGGCGCCCGGCCGGUGUGUGGAGGCCGCCCUGGGCCCUGAGCGGGUGCCGGACGCCGGACGCCGCCUUUCGCCCCCACCGCAGGCCCCCCCGCGACCCCACCCCGCCGCCCUGCUGCCUGCCCGGCUCUGGGCCGAAAUCCCGGGCGGCGGGGGACGGGCGGCGGCUCUCGCCCUCCCGGGAAGGGCCUCGCCCGGAGGAGUGGCGGCGUCGGGCUGUGGCCGGACCGGCCGAAGGGCCGCCGCUGCCGAGACCCCGGCCCUGCCGCCCCUCCUGGCUCACCGGCCCCGUGGGACCCGGCACCUGCCCCGGCCCCGGCCUCGGCCUUGCCUGGGCCCCGCGCGCCUGCCCUGCCGCCGGGACACCGACCGCUGUCCGCACACGCCUCCCUCCCGCGGAGAAGCCCGUCGGGCCUUCUCCUGGCCGGUCACACGGACGGGGCUGGGGAGUGUCGGAACGUCUUCUCCGGGUGCAGAGUUCUGUGCAUUUAGUGGUUCACAUAUGAAAACGUGGCUUUGAUUGGGAGAGUAUAUUAUUGAUUUCGUACACAUAUAAUGGAUUAAAAAAAAACCCCAAAGGCUGUAAUGACUUGUAAAGACUUCUUGAUUUGUACUGUAUAAUGAACUAAAACGUCUGUAAUUUUGUACCGUGUAUGCCUUUCCAUCACGACCAGCAGCUUCUAAAUAAAGCCGGAUGAUUUCUC